Molecule: messenger RNA, 2511 nt
Organism: Polyodon spathula (Mississippi paddlefish)
Lineage: Eukaryota; Metazoa; Chordata; Actinopteri; Acipenseriformes; Polyodontidae
Product: secretory carrier-associated membrane protein 5-like
Exons: 7
Coding region: 262-972 (236 amino acids)
Biological process (GO): protein transport
Cellular component (GO): recycling endosome membrane; trans-Golgi network membrane
Source: RefSeq, a predicted model, not a curated record
CCAAGGAGAGGAAAGGAAUUAGCCAGCGAACGGUCCUACUUCUUACAACACGACCUUAGAAAAUACAUUGGAAGCUGAGAAAUCGUUUAUGAAACUAUUUCGUCCAGACAUAACGCAGUUUAGUGAUUUCCAUGUCUAGACAGCAUGCAGUAAUAAGCGAUACACAUUAACUCCCGGUUGUUGUUGGACACACGAGAAGAGAAGGAAGGCAGCGGUCUACACUGAACUGUAUAAACGGCAAUAAACUCAGCGGUCACAGUCAUGGCAGAGAAAAUCGACAAUUUCCCGCCUCUGCCUGGGUUCAUUCCCUUGAAGCCGUGCUUCUACCAAGACUUCAACGAGAUUCCUGAGCAGCACCGCAGCAUGGCCAAGCGCCUGUAUCACCUCUGGAUGUUGAACAGCAUCACUCUGGCAAUGAAUCUGAUUGGCUGCCUGGCAUGGAUGUGUGGCGGAGGAGGAGCUGUCAAUUUCGGAAUGGCUAUUCUGUGGCUCAUCCUCUUCACUCCCUGCUCCUAUGUGUGCUGGUUUAGGCCUAUUUACAAAGCCUUCAAGUCAGACAGUUCCUUUAAUUUCAUGGCCUUUUUCUUCGUUUUCAUGGCUCAGACGGUAAUCAGCGUCAUCCAGGCUGUUGGUAUCCCAGGCUGGGGGGUCUGCGGAUGGAUAGCGACGAUCUCGUUUUUCGGCACUAAUGCUGUCUCUGCAGUGUUCAUGUUGAUCCCAACUAUAAUGUUCACAGCUGUUGCUGUCAUCUCCUUUAUAGCUCUCACUAAGGUGCACAACUUCUACCGCGGCUCCGGGGGCAGCAUGAGCAAGGCCCAGGAUGAGUGGGCCACGGGGGCCUGGAAGAACCCUCAGGUGCAGCAGGCAGCACAGAAUGCAGCCAUGGGUGUAACACAGGGGGCCAUGGUACCACCACCUGGGGAGGCACAAUACUCCUCCACCCCCAACUACUCCUACGAGAACCAGAUGUAGGCUCUGUAGAGGGAGGGAGGGGUGAGAAAGCACAGCACAGGGCAAGCAGACAGAGUCCAGAACCUACCCACAACCAACAAUUUAAUUUCCUAGCACGCUACCUGUUGGGAGAGGGCUGGCCGGAGCAGCAGCUUCUCACCCGCGCCUUUUCCUGGUUUAGGCUUGUAUCAGUAUCCCAGGUGCGUGGGGGGGUGGGGGGGGUGCUGUCCACCAAGGGGUACUGUCACAGACACCAUGCCUGUGUUCAGCAGUUCCAGCACAGUGCCGGUUUUCGUACUCCUGUAUUGCAAAGUGUCUGGCUUCAUAACCACACUGGAUAUAACAGACCAGUAUAACAUGAACCUGAAUCGUGUACAACAUGGCCUUUCAGUUACAGGAACUAAAAGCUCUUAAAAGAUAACGUGCCUGUAAAAGGAAAUUCUGGCCAGCAGUUUCUAGAAUUCAAUUCAAUAUGUCAACAUGCUUCCAUGUAUUGUGCAGUAUCUGCUUUAUUAUUUGCUGGUUUUUGAUAGGUUCGGAUCUUUGUCUCCCAGCUCGCAGUUUGUCCUGCUGUUUUGAAUGCUCUGAUUGGAAACCCAUACAGGAAUUAUUGUUUGAUUUUAUUUAUUUUGUUUACUUUUUGAUAUUUAAAUUUUCAAAUCAAAUCCUCUCCAGGUUGUGAUGUGCAGUAGUGAGUGCAGCUGUAGGACCAUGUCCUGCCGGGGCUGAGUUUAUGUUCUUGUGUGUGGUGUUUGUGAAAACUGGGCUUGUCCUUUUUUAAUUCUGUUAUUAUGAUGUAUGUAAACAAAACUAUUAUGUAAUAGUAAGAUGUGAUAUAAACAUGUAGAUGUAUAAAAAGAGUGCAAGUUUAUUCCUGUCCUGGAAAAGGAAUCUUCUGCCCUUUUAAUGAGAAUUAGAGGCAGCUUUUUCAUUUAAUUUUAAUCCUCAGGAAAAAUUGUAUUUUACUCUGUGAACUGGCUAUAACAAGUAAGCCACUGGGGGGGGCGCUAAAACACAAAACAUUCACCACUUUUAUUAAUCUGUGUUAAAGAUGUUACACUUUGAGUUUAAGGCAUUUACUUUUUAAAUAAUGAUUAACAUAUAAAUUGCAGUAGCACACCAAACUAAUCUGUUAUAUACAGUAGACUUGUAAACUCUAAACUCUGUUUGGUGAAGAUAUCUACAUUUCCAGUAUGUUAAAAACAAUCAGGAAUUAUGUAAAAAAAAAAACAAACAAAAAAAAAAACAAAAAAAAAAACAGUAUAGCUCUCAGUCAUUUUGAGUUUGGUGAUGGUGAGAUCUUUGUUCAUAUAGGUGGCAAACUAAAUGUUGCUGUAAAUGUAAUAUUUAUUUUACCUUUCUAUUGUUUUUCAAUGUAUAGUCAGCAGUAUCCCCCUAGAAAUGUGGAGUAUGGUUGAUCCCUUGGGUAGGUCAGAAGUGGAGCGGUUAGAUAAUUGUUCCAUGAUGUCAUUCCCCUUCUGUACUGAGUUGUAUCCAUUACCAGGAGGCCCUCUGGUGGACAAACUCAAAAAUUGCACACGGCUAUGUAUAUACUGUAGU